GCUGCAAAUAACCACUGUCUACGAAUGUCAAAUAAUUUUUCAUUAAUUACAAAGCGCCGGCGCGAUUAGUGCAAAUUUCAGUUAAACAUUUAAUUUGUUUAAAUAUUUAUAUGUUUUAAUUUUUAUACUAUGCGCAAAACUUCAAGUGUUUAAGAAUCUAGGCAAGAAUGAGUAUCUUUCAAGGCACAGAAAGCAUACAGGUAAACACAAGUCUUGAUCGCGCAGCAGAGGAGGAGGCUUUGGCAGAUCAAAGACGCCGCGAAGAAGAGUUGGGAAAUUUAUUACAAAAUGCUUUUGAUGAUUUGGAGGAAGAUGAAACCACAGUCGAUUCAACGUCAAACUUUCAUUCGCAUAUGAAUGAUGAACAUACAACGCACGCAAAACAAGUACAUCCACAGGCGCAAAACAAUAAUAUACAUGCAUUGCAUUUACCACCAGCUGCAUUUGAUGCAGAGAUACAUCAAUUAAAUAUGUUACUUGAAUCGCGCACACGCGAGUCGGAACAUUUCAAACAGUUGGCCAGUGAGGAACAAAAGAAACGCGAUGAGCUGCAAAAGCGUUUAUGUAUAACUGAAGCAGAGUUGGAUCGCGCAUUGGCGAAUAAGAACAGUACACAUGAAUUACUUGUGGAGUGCAAAGAGAAGUGUUCCAAUUUAGAAAAUAGUAUUAGUAAAUUACGUAGUGAAAAGAAAUCGCUUGAAAGUGAACAUAACAUUGUGCUGGGCAAAUUGGAAACAACACAAAUGCUUUUGGCUGAUGUGCAGCAAAAAUAUGAUAUGGUAGAGCGGGAUUUGGGCAAAAAUAGUCAGCGCAAUGCGGAAUUGCAAAGAAAACAAAUGGAAGAACGACAUCGCGCCGAAUUGGAUGUUAUGCAACAGCAAAUGGAGCAAUUGGUUGGUAAGUUGGAUAAAAAAACAAGCGAAAUGGAAAGUUUACAUGCGCGGUAUCAAGCUUUGCAAAGCAGUCACGAAAACAUGUUGCUGGAGAAGUCUGGCAAAAUCAAUGACCUGAAUCAUGCAUUAGCUGAAGCGCAAAGAACAUGCGAAGAAUUUAGAGCGCGGCAGGAUUAUCAACAGGAAAAUAUGCGCUUGCAAAAGUUCAUAGCUAGUCUGCAGGAACAAAUUAAAACGAUGGAGAAAACCAUAAAUUCUUUAACUGAGCGUUUGGAGCACACUACAGCUGAGCUGGAUGUGAUGGAUAGUGUGCUGCAUCAACAUAAUCAAGAGGAUACACCUGGCCGUCUGAGCCAAACUCAUGGCAAAGUGGUGGGUAGCACGCCUUUAACUACCAACGAUCGUUUGGGUAACCUUAAAGAUGAACUCUAUCGUGCACUUUCCAAUAUAAAAGGCAAGCGUGAUGAGAUACGUCGUCUACAGCAAAAUCUUGAUGAUAAAACUGCUGAAAUACGUAUGUUGCGCGAAGAAGAAAAUAAAGCGUUAGUACAAAUUUCCACACUUAAAGAGGCAAAUUUGCGACUUGAGAAUCGCCUAAAGCUGCUUGAACAAGAAAAUGAAGAGUUGUGCAAUAAAGCGGCAAACAGACAUAAUACUACCAAGAACAGUGCUGACAUUGAAGCACUGCAACAGCAAAUGAAGGCCGAAAAGCAGGCACUACAGGAACAAUGCGCACGUUUUGAAGCGGAGUGUAAAAGUCAUGAGCAGGAGCGUAAAAAAUUAGAUGUGCAAUUACGUAACGUUGAAGUUGAUUUGGAGGAACUGAAACAGGAGCAUGAAAGCAUGAAAGUUAACUAUGAGCAAAUAAUGAAAGAGAACCAGAAUUUGCGCAGUCGCACAACAGCGGAUAACAUGCGGCUUGAAUUGGAAAAACAUAAAUUCCUGCUGAAGGAUGCGCAGGCCGAAUGUGAUCGCCUAAAGAAUCUCUACAUUGAGAUAUCUAACGCAAAAGAAGCGAUGGGUUAUGAGAUUGAAAAACUACGUCACACAGAUAGCAUUAAAGAAUUGCAAGAACAACGCGAGAAGAUAGCCAAUCUGCAGCGGGCGCUGCAAUUAGCCGAAGUAAAGUCAUCCGAACUGACGAAAAUACUUGAGACUGAGAAAAUGUGCCACGAACGCGAUGUGAAAACGCUGAAGGAUCGUUGGGAGCAAGAGAAGACUACGAAUAACAAAGCAACCAAGGCAGAUAGUUCAAACAAUUGUAGCAAAUGCAUCGAUUAUAUGUCAGAAAUAACGAAGUUCGAAAUACAAAACCUUAAGCUAAGUAACGUCAAUUCUAUUAAUAAAAAAGAAAUAGACGAUCUUACGCAACAAUUGCAAGAUGCGAAAACUAGCAUAGCCGAACUCAACGAAAAAUUGAAGCUCUGCGAACAACAAGAGCAACUCAUACGUGAACUCAAAAAUAAGGCUGCACGAUUCGAGGAGUAUAUCAAAAGUCAUAGCAGUGCAUCGGAACCUAAUAGUGCAACUCCGUCUCCACAGAAAUAUAAAUCCAACGUUGAAAAUACUAAUAACAAACAAGAAUGUAAUCGUCUUCCCGUCACCGAAGUGAAACAAAUUGAAUCGCGCAUACGUGAUGAAAUGGCAAAACUUUUUGCCGGCGAAAUAAAACGCUUCCAAAUAAAACUGCAUCAAACCGAAGAAAAAAAUAUUUGUUUACAACGCGAAUACCAAAUUGUGAGUAAUGAUCUGCAACAGCGCACCACCGAAGUGGAGCUGCUGAAGCAAGCCAUACUCGCAGAGCGUGAACACAUGGAAGAUAUACUGAAGCAGAAGGAUACUGAGGCGCAUGAGAUGAUUGAAAAGCAAACCGCAAUUUUGCAUAAAUGUCGCGAUGAACUGUUGGCCAAAAAUCAGCGUGUCACACAAUUGUCUAAGGAGCUAGAAGAAAGACAGGUACAAAUCGAAGCUGAACGCCAGUCUAUGAAGGCUGUGAUGGCGCAAUGGGAGGACCAACGCAAGCAUGUGGAUGAUAUUGAAUCGGAGUGGAAGGAUAAAGUACAAUCGUUGGAACGGGCACAUGAAAAAGCUUUAGCGGCGUGGCAAAAGAAAUACAAUUCAGCUAAGCAUACAGCGGCGAAUUAUAAGCGCUAUGCGGAGGACAAAGAGGCGCACAUGUUAAGCGAAUACGAACGCCUUAAAACAGAGUAUAAUGCAUCACUGACCAAGAUUGAAAUACGCAUGAAAGAAGCAUUGGAAAAAAAGAAUCGUGAGAUGAAAGACGCUACUGCUGCAAUUGAGAAGCGGCAUGAAUUAGGCUAUGACAAAGAAAACAGAAAGAGGAAUGAAAAGAAUUGACAACGAUACGUAUAGCAUACAUAUACAUAUAUC
Messenger RNA from Zeugodacus cucurbitae (melon fly), 3284 nucleotides. RefSeq lists its product as uncharacterized. The record is from RefSeq and is a predicted model, not a curated record. NCBI's taxonomy places the organism in Eukaryota, Metazoa, Arthropoda, Insecta, Diptera, Tephritidae. Bases 168 to 3251 code for a protein of 1027 amino acids. The transcript has 6 exons.